AUGCCUCCCCCACCUGCUACAUGGAAGGGAUAUUGUGAAUUCAACUUUAUGGCAUGUAAUAACAAAAUUAUUGCUGCAAGAAAUUUCCUAAGUGGUGAUGGAACCCAAUUGGAUUUUGAUGGCCACGGGACACACACUGUAAGCACUGCUGCUGCUAAUUCCGUGAAAGGUGCCAAUGUCUUUGGAAAUGCUAAUGGCACUGCAGUUGGAGUCACCCCCCUUGCUCACUUGGCCACUUACAAAGUCUGUAGCAAUGUGUCUUUCUGCCUCGAGAGUGACAUGAUGGCAGCAAUGGACAUUGCCAUUGAUGAUGGUGUCAACGUGCUUUCCUUCUCGCUUGUUGGUGCAAGCACCAUUGAUCGGAAACUAGCCGCACUGGUUGUUCUAGGGAACAACGAGGAGCUUGAGGGAGAAUCAGCAUUUCAGCCCAAUGAUUUCCAUCCAAAACAACUUCCCAUUGUUUACCCUGGAUUGAAUUCUAGUAGGUUCUACAACACCAAUGACUACACCUUAACCAUAAUCAGACUCUUUCCAGAAUCCCAUAUUUUGAUUUAA
Fraxinus pennsylvanica is the source of this 555-nucleotide messenger RNA. NCBI's taxonomy places the organism in Eukaryota, Viridiplantae, Streptophyta, Magnoliopsida, Lamiales, Oleaceae. The record is from the annotation of a GenBank genome assembly.